This is a messenger RNA of Cataglyphis hispanica, 1714 nucleotides long. RefSeq names its product tyramine receptor 1-like. Gene Ontology annotation, cellular component: membrane. The coding region runs from base 180 to 1514 and encodes 444 amino acids. Lineage: Eukaryota; Metazoa; Arthropoda; Insecta; Hymenoptera; Formicidae. Gene Ontology annotation, molecular function: G protein-coupled receptor activity. Gene Ontology annotation, biological process: adenylate cyclase-activating adrenergic receptor signaling pathway. The transcript has 7 exons. The record is from RefSeq and is a predicted model, not a curated record.
CAAUUAUUUAUGACUGUGUGAUUUCUUCCAAGUGUUAUGUUAUGUGUUAGACUACUUUUAUAAAAAAUUUAUUGAUCGACCUAGUAGUGUUUAAAUUGUUUUCCGAUGCAAGAAUAUCUCGAUAUUUUUAUAUGGACACAAUUUCUCCUUCUCCUGGGAUAUCUGUGAAAUACACAUAGAUGCAGCAGUAUUGUUACUGUAUGUUGAAAGGAAAUCAUCAUGUAUCAAAAUAUGCGCAUUGCAAGACAAAAAUUAUCUAUGGAUCGCGGAUGAACGUCAUGGCAAAUCAAACAGCUGAUUACCAUGGGGACAUUUACCAAUGGAAUCUCACAUUGUCGGCGGACGACGGAGAUGUGGAAACGGAAUAUUAUCUACCCAAUUGGACCGAUCUAGUUCUAGCAGGAUUAUUCACGAUGCUGAUUAUUGUGACAAUAGUCGGCAAUACUCUAGUGAUUGCGGCUGUAAUUACUACCAGGCGAUUACGAUCCGUAACUAAUUGUUUUGUAUCUAGUCUCGCGGCAGCGGAUUUACUAGUCGGUCUAGCUGUGAUGCCACCGGCAGUUCUGUUACAGAAUAUCGUUUUGAUGAAGCUUACAGGAGGUACCUGGAAAUUAGGCGAGAUACUAUGUGACUCUUGGGUCUCCCUUGACAUUCUACUCUGCACAGCCAGUAUUCUCUCGUUAUGCGCCAUAUCUAUAGACAGGUAUCUGGCCGUAACUCAGCCAUUGAUAUAUAGCCGUAGACGCAGGAGUAAAAGACUGGCCGGGGUGAUGAUAGUGGCGGUAUGGAUAAUGGCCGGUGCUAUAACAAGCCCACCUUUAUUAGGUUGUUUCCCACGCGCGAGGAAUCGUGAUAUUAAAAAAUGCUCCUACAAUAUGGACUCCUCAUAUGUGAUAUUUUCGGCGAUGGGCAGUUUCUUCUUGCCCAUGCUAGUAAUGCUGUACGUGUAUGCCAGAAUUUCGUGCGUCAUAGCGAGCAGGCAUAGAAAUCUGGAAGCGACCAACGAAGGGGAAAACGUGCGAUCGUGUCGUAAAAUUACGAUUGAUCGUGGAAAAAGUAUUAAAGUGCAAGGUACGGAUUGUGCCGAAAGUAAUGCGACAUGCGACAAGCCAUCCGAAACCGAACCAACGAGCAUGUGCAAAAAGUUGAGUACAAUCCGAGGUAAUCAACAGAGCUGCAUCAACAAAGUCACUAGGGAAACGAAAACUGCGGGUACGCUGGCGGUAGUUGUUGGUGGUUUUGUUGCAUGCUGGCUGCCAUUUUUUAUCCUUUAUCUGGCAACACCUUUUGUACCUGUGCAGCCGCCAGAUGUUCUUAUGCCAGCUUUAACGUGGCUAGGGUGGAUCAAUUCGGCUAUCAACCCGUUCAUUUACGCCUUCUAUUCGGCAGACUUCAGGCUCGCUUUCUGGCGACUAACAUGUCGGAAAUGUUCAAAGAGUAGAUUAAACUUGGAUGGCACGAGUCGGAAAUUACCCGCUCCAGUUAACUGGAAGAAAGAUACGUCGAGAACGUGAAGAUCUCCGCACAAGAGUUUCAAACUUGUUCAAUUAUCUAGCAUCUCCGGUAUUAAAAUGACUAUGGUUGACUUGCGUUUAUUCAUACCCGUGAUACACUAAUGAGGAAUGACGUGAUUAGAGCUAGACGUGUAUAAUUUCAAGUAGGUAUGAGUUUUAAUCAAUCAAUAGCUAUUAUGGAAUUUUAUAAGGUAUAAGUG